AUGGAUAAAAGUUGGAUGACAAUGGGUAAGAUACCAGAUGGCAGAUUAAGCCAUCCAUAUAUUGAAGGGGUCAAUGCAUUUAUUAAUUUUUCAAGGGCGGUUGUAGACUUGAGUGGUAAUAUUCUGUAUUCGUGUAUUCACUGUGUGAAUUGCUAUCGACAAUCUCUUCAUACUAUUCGUAUCCAUUUGCUUCAUCGUGAGAUUAUGCAAUCUUACAUUAAUUGGUAUAAUCAUGGAGAACCUCAUGUAUUGAACGAGAACACUCAUGAUAAUGAAAUGUCAGAUGAUGAUCAUAUGGAUGGUAUCAAUGCCUUGGUAAGUGACCAAAUUAGAGGGGAACCAAGAAAUGCAACUGAAGAUGAGGAAGUGUGUAAUUUUGACAAAUUUGAGGAAGAUGCAAAGCGUGAGUUGUAUCUGGGUUGCACUGAUUAUAGUAUCUUGAAGUUUGUUAUUGAGAUGUUGAAUGUAAAGAAGGACAAUGAAAACCUUGAUAAAUAUCCAGUGUGUGAGGCGCCUAGGUACAAGGAUACACAUACCCAAGGUAAGAAGAUUUCUCAUAAGGUAUUGCGUUACUUCCCGUUAACAUCGAAAUUGAGGAGAUUAUACAUGUCAGGCCAAAGAGCUAAGGACAUGAGAUUGUAUAUAGACAAACGUGUAGAUGAUGGGAUAAUGAGGCAUCCGACUGAUAGUAAGGAGUGGAAUGAGUUUGAUUUGCAACAUCAUGAUUUUGCCCUCGAAUCUCGCAAUUUAAGGUUGGGGUUGGCUACAGAUGGAUUUAACCCUUUUGAGAAUAUGAACAAUAACUAUAGCAUAUGGUCUGUCAUACUUAUCCCCUAUAACCUACCGCCUUGGUUGGUUAUGAAUGAGCCAUAUUUUAUGUUGUCCUUACUUAUUCCUGGUCCCUAUCAACUAGAAAAUGAGAUUGAUAUUUACUUGAAAUUAUUGGUUGAUAAGUUGAAGGAGUUAUGGGAAGAAGGUGUAGAAACUUAUGAUGCUUAUAGUAAAAAGCAUUUUCAGAUACGUGUAACUUUGUUGUGGACAAUACAUGACUAUUUUGAAUUUGGUAACGUGUUUGAGUGGUGGACAAAGGGUUAUCAUUCUUGUUACACUUGUAACGAUGAACCAUAUUCAGAAGCUUUGGAAAGUAAAAUUAGAUUCAUUAACCAUCAAGCUUAUUUGCCUAUGGAACAUCAUUGGAGACAUAGUCAGUUAUAUAAUGGUUUAUUAGAGAAAGGGAAUAGAUCUUUAGAGUUACCAGUGGGAAAGAUACAAAAACAGCUAAAUAGAAUGCCAAAUAUAAUUUUAGGAAAACAUUCAAGUAACAAGAAGAGACAACUCAUUGGAGAGUCAAAUUGGCUAAAGUUUAAGCACAAUAUUGAUGCCAUGCAUGUGGAGAAGAACAUUAGUGAAAGUACUUACGGUACUUUAUUCGGCAUUGAGGGGAAAAACAAGGACACUGACAAGGCACGGAUAGACUUGCAAAACAUGAACUUUAGGCACACAUUGCAUUUGAAACAACGUCCUGAUGGAUUAUAUGACAAGUCUCGGGCUUUCUUUUCAUUAAGCCCCAAUAAAAGAGAUGAUUUUUAUGACUUUUUGAAAUCAGUCAAGUAUCCAGAUGGUUAUGCAGCCAACAUAUCAAGAGGAAGGUCAGGUACCUGGAAAGUCACUGAUGAAAUUAUUGGUGUCUCUAUCCCGAGAAAAGCUCGCUCAUGUACAACGAAGAGGAAAAUGGAGGGUGAGAAAAGUUUGGGUACGGUUGAGAACAAUGAAAUCGAAAGUGAACAGCUUGAAAAGACUGAAACUUCUUCUUCACCAAAAGAGUGUGUCAUUGGAAUCACAGCAAGAGGUGGACAUUGCAAUAACAGUGAUAAUGGAGGAGGAGGAUCUGAAACCGUCGGAUAA
This is a messenger RNA of Quercus lobata, 1905 nucleotides long. RefSeq lists its product as uncharacterized. The record is from RefSeq and is a predicted model, not a curated record. Lineage: Eukaryota; Viridiplantae; Streptophyta; Magnoliopsida; Fagales; Fagaceae. The transcript has 5 exons. The coding region runs from base 1 to 1905 and encodes 634 amino acids.